UCCUUGGGCUUCACUCUCGUUGGGAUUGUUACACCCUUGAUAUCUAUCAGUCACUUCACUGGUUAAGUAUCACAGGGAGACAAGCAAGGGACCAGACCAUGUAAGUCAUCGCUGUAUUUGAGUACCCGAGAAAGCAGAGAUGCGUACGAGUCUAUCUAGUUCGAUGGAUCUAGUUCCACGACUGAGGUCAAAUGUUUUCUCUUCAGUCAGAUCCUGUUGAUGACCCAGAGAGAUGAUGCAUAUACUCCGCCCUCUCAUGUGAGUAGACACCCUCCAAAUUCGCCAAAUGCUCCAAAAACCAUCUCCCAGUAAAAAGUGUCCUCCCUUCAGACCAAAAUACGCCGACCAGCAUGUCCAAGAUGGUAUCAAUCCAUGUCAAUCCCAUCGCCCUGGUGAACCCGCAAAACCUGGCCAAGAUUCCGGGUACCUCGCUUCACAGCCUCGGCGUUCCUGCCCGCAGCCUCAAAAUCCUCCAGUUCCUUCUUGGCUCUCUUAGCAUUUGCCUCUAGCGUUUUCUUGUCCCUCUUGGCCGACUUGUGCAUGGC
This is a messenger RNA of Colletotrichum acutatum, 545 nucleotides long. RefSeq lists its product as uncharacterized. The record is from RefSeq and is a predicted model, not a curated record. Bases 287 to 496 code for a protein of 69 amino acids. The transcript has a single exon. Lineage: Eukaryota; Fungi; Ascomycota; Sordariomycetes; Glomerellales; Glomerellaceae.